Molecule: messenger RNA, 3638 nt
Organism: Marchantia polymorpha subsp. ruderalis
Lineage: Eukaryota; Viridiplantae; Streptophyta; Marchantiopsida; Marchantiales; Marchantiaceae
Source: the annotation of a GenBank genome assembly
GCGCAUCGAUUGUCUGGGGACCACACCGGGCCCGACUUACCAUAAAGAAUGAGCACGAGUGCGCCUCCCGUCCCGGAGAUUAGCCUCUGGCUGGAGCCGGGGCACAUCCAGCUCCGGGCUCAUGGCAGCAAUAUUCUAGGCUCGAAAUUCAAUCUGCGGACAUGUACCUGUGCGAGGGAGAGGGAGAGGGAGGGGGAGGAGCCCCGAGGGAGGAAGAGAGACAGAGCUCGCUUCCAGGCCAUCGCAGCCGCGCCCGGCUCAUCGAUGCGGGUGGCAGCGGACGCCUAUCCCGGUCGACGUAUCUGUGGAACGCCGAAGCCUGGCAGCCAGAGCCAGGGCCGUCGUUCCGAGCUCGCGAGGUGAGAGUGCAAGUGCGAGUGCGAGUGCGUCCUCUUUACUGCAGUGGAGAUGACGCAACUCGUCCCGGACGGCACCCGGCCCGGAUCGGGAGGGAGCAAUUUAUGACCAGUUAAGACCGCGUUCGGCUGUGGCUUGUUGGGCUGACUGCAGUGAGGAUGAAGCAAGCAGCGCUCGGGUGAGGGAGGGCGGCAGCAAUUGAGGCCCCGAGGCCUGCACAGUGGUGGUUUGCCGCAUCAUGGAUUUCAAUUCUGGGUUUAAGCAUUGGUUCCAGGCCUUAAAUCUGGUGGCUGUUGACAGGUCCCGAGCGUAGUAGUCUGUAGGCGCAUCUCCGAUGUAAACAACUACAGGAUCGGCCCUUGUGUCGCAGGCUGAAUCUGGUGCCAUGAGAAAGUAAGUCGAGAACGCCCAUUUUCUCAUUCGAGUUCCAGGCGCUCGCAGUCGGCCCUCGCUAGCAGGAAGCGAGGGGCGGCAGAGGCUAUGAGGGCAGAUUCAGUGGAACCUGCGCGACCUUGACGAUUUAGAGGACGCUCAAUCCUGUCGUUCGGGAAUCCCUGCGCAUAUUUUUAAACGGCAGCCCCUGUGUAGGCCGGAGAAAAAAACAGAUACAUCUUCCAGCGGAGAGAAGGUGGACAUCGCGUGCAUCGAUCACAUUUAUGCUCUCGCCCGUAGAACUGACUGCGGAGGGAAGCGAAGCACCGAUGUCUCCAGUCAUGGACUCGUCGUGAGGUUCCUUCGAUCAUUUGCCCGGAUCUCUCCCCUGGAGGAACACGGACUCUGACGCAUUCCGGCCCAACUCUCAGUUCAUGUAGCCCCGCAUGACUUCAACAACUUCUUUUCCAGGCUGCUGCUGCGACCGCGAGCUGGAGCUAGAGGCGCCUCUCCAAGGCAGGUUCUCGAAUUUCCAAUCUUCAUCAUCACCACCACCCUACAGACUAUGCCCGCACGCAUACGCAUACGCAUACGAUUCAUUGUGUUUCGCCUCGUCUUCAUUCUUUUUUAGAUCACGCUAGUCUCAAUUUUGGUAGAUCGCCAGCCGCAGCGGGCAGCGCAAUCCUGGCCAUGGUGCUCGUCCGCAGCCUGCGAGCGGUGUGGGUCGCCGCAGCGCUGCUCAUCGGCCUGUGUGGCUCGGCCGAGGUCGUAAUUGCUCGAGUGGAAUCGAGGGCGCACACGCACAAGGGCCCCCGGGGGAAGGAGGGCGAAAUCGAGGACAGGGCGUCGGGGAUCAGAGUCGAGCUCAUGCACCGGGACCACGUCGAGUCGCCGCUCCGUAGCGCCAGCGACCUCGUGGGCGUGGAGCGCAUCCGGCACGACGUGCUGCAGACGGCCGCGCGCGAGGAGGUGCUGCAUCGGCGACUGCGCAAGACGGCCGUGCAGCCGGCGGAGGCGCGGCCGAGCCGGAAAGCGCUGCAGGUGCAGGUCUCGGUGACGGAGAGCAUCGCGCUGCCGGUGGGCGAGCGGUGGCGGCUGCACAUCCAGGGCGAGGAGACGGCCGGCGAGGUGGGGUACGAGUCGACCGUGUCGAUGACGGGUGCCGGUUACUCGAUGAAAAUCAGCAUCGGCACGCCGCCGCAGACCUUCCACGCGUUCGCGGACACCGGCAGCGACCUGCCGUGGGUGCAGUGCAUCCCAUGCAAGCGGUGCUUCGUGCAGGCGGACCAGUUCUUCGACCCGAAGCAGUCCGCGACGUACCGGCCGCUGAGCUGCUCGUCGAAAAUCUGCCAGCGGCUCAAGGAGCAGCAGAACUACGCCGGGUGCCGGCCGGGCUGCCGCUACAGCUACUUCUACGGCGACCAGACGCACACGAACGGCGACAUGGCGCUGGAGAGCCUGACCAUCCUGACGACGGACGGCGGCAGCCUGACGGUGCCGCGGUUCGCCUUCGGGUGCGGGCACGACAACGUCGGCUCGCUGAACCAGACGGGCGCCAGCGGCAUCAUCGGGCUGGGGCGCGGGCGCUUCUCGUUCCCGUCGCAGCUGCGGCCCUACAUCGGGUCCAAAUUCUCGACGUGCUUCGUGAACCGCGAGCUGGCGUCGCAGAAGACGAGCCCGCUGCUGUUCGGCGACUCGGCCGCCGUGUCCGUGCCCGGGAUGCAGUACACGCCCAUGGUGUCGGGCAACUACAGCGCGGCGACGUUCUACUACGUGAACGUCGAGGGCAUCAGCGUGGGCGACAAGCGCAUCGACAUCGCGCAGUCCAAGGCCGCCUUCUCCAUCGACCCGGGCACGGGCGAGGGCGGCACCAUCCUCGACUCCGGCAGCACUCUGACCUCGCUCGUCAAGCACGUCUACUAUCGCGUCAUGCACGAAUUUCUCGUCCAGGCCCCGAUGUACCCGCAGGUGAAUUUCAACAAAUACGGCCUGGACUUGUGCUUCGAGGUGUCGAAAAUCGCCGACCCCAAGCUCCCCACCCUCACCUUCCACCUCACGAACGCGACCUGGACCAUGCCGCAGGAGAACAUCGCGCUCGUGAUGCGCGACGGCAACGACGGGGUCUACAUGUGUGUCGCGCUCACCCAGUCCAAAUUCGGCGUCAAUAUCAUCGGGAACAUCCAACAGCAGGACUUCCAAAUAGUUUACGAUCUGGCGAAUUCGCAGAUAGGUUUUGCAAAGGUCAAAUGCGACACCUUGUGACCCUGAAAAAUCCCAAUUGUUUCCCCUAGCUAGGCAGACUGACCUCCAUCCGGCCUGUAAAUUACCUGUAGUAAUAGCUGAGCUUCCACCAAAAUUGAGACCGUAGUAUGUAAAAUUCAUUUAGGCUCCCCGUUUGAAUCCUUGUGUCGAAAAGAAAUUAUUCUUCUCAAUGGGCAAUCACGCUCAGUGUCGGAUAGGUAUGUUGAUUCGAUGCCUGGAAGGAGUCCAGACAGGCCAUUCGUGUACAGAUACAUAGCGUCGUCUAGGCCAGCCAUCUCACUACCAUUCGACGAUUUCGUCAGCUAGUUAGCCUCUGGCAAAUCUAUGUAAGAAAAGAACUGUUCGAAGCCACCCGCAGUUACAAACCCGCCAAGCCAUUUAUUAGGGAUGCUAAAAAAUGUCGCUUCUCCUUCAGGGACAUAAGGCCUCUUGGACCAGCCGCAGCUGGCAUCAUCAGCUCGCACCUGCAACUCCCUGAGCCCUGCCGAGGGAGGUGAGCUUCUCACUUCCACCGCAGGGUGGGCGCUUAAAACGUACCCUGAGCUUAGUCAUUCCCGGACCUCGCCGAGGGUGAGUGCUUCGUUCUCUGUUGUGUCCGUUUUGAGACGAGAUUUCAGCAACGAAAAUUGAGCUUGCGUUUUUUCAGC